Molecule: messenger RNA, 1338 nt
Organism: Penicillium paradoxum
Lineage: Eukaryota; Fungi; Ascomycota; Eurotiomycetes; Eurotiales; Aspergillaceae
Product: 3-deoxy-7-phosphoheptulonate synthase class II
Exons: 7
Coding region: 1-1338 (445 amino acids)
Biological process (GO): aromatic amino acid biosynthetic process
Molecular function (GO): 3-deoxy-7-phosphoheptulonate synthase activity
Source: RefSeq, a predicted model, not a curated record
AUGGCUGAAUGGAGCCCUAGUUCUUGGACACAAAAGCCUAUCAAGCAAGAUGUCAUCUAUGAAGACCUUGAUGGCUUGAAAGACUCGCUGCAGAAGCUCCAGAAGCUUCCUCCCCUUGUGACCACGCAAGAAAUCAACAAUCUCAAGAAAAACCUACGCAAUGUCGCAUUGGGCAAAGCUUUCGUCCUGCAAGGUGGUGACUGCGCGGAACUCUUCGAUUACUGCAACCAAGAAAUGAUCGAAGCCAAGGUCAAGCUCUUGCUGCAAAUGAGCUUGGUUCUCAUCUGGGGUGCCAAUAAGCCCGUCAUCCGUAUUGCUCGGAUUGCAGGCCAAUUUGCCAAGCCACGCUCAAGUCCCACAGAAAUUGUCAAUGGAGUGGAAAUGCCCUCUUUCCGUGGCGACAACAUCAACGGCUUCGAUGCAACUGCUGCAUCCCGCCAACCAGACCCAUCCCGUCUAGUUUCAGCCUACUUCCACUCCGCCGCAACCCUCAACUAUCUCCGCGCCUCUCUCUCCUCAGGCCUAGCCGACCUUCACUCCCCCUGGACUGGGUACAGCAAAACCGUGCGUGCAGUGAAAGACGCUCUACGAUUCAUGCAAACCGUAGGAAUCGACAACGACCGCGGCGUCGAAACAGCAGACAUCUUCACCAGUCACGAAGGUCUCUCCCUGGAAUACGAGCAGAGUCUAGCCCGACUCCUCCGCCACCCAGCGCAGCCCGGAAGCACCGCAGCCCCGGAAUCAGGCUACUACGCCACCUCCAGCCACUUCCUCUGGAUCGGCGACCGAACACGCCAACUCGGCGGCGCACACGUCGAGUUCUUCCGCGGGAUCGCCAACCCCAUCGGAAUCAAGAUCGGACCCAGCAUGGCGCCGGAAGAGCUGGUGCAAUUGCUGGAUGUCGUCAACCCGGAUCGUGAGAUUGGAAAGGUGACUCUGAUCUCGCGGUACGGCGCCGCGAAGAUCGCUGAUUUCUUGCCUGGCCAUAUUGCGGCUGUACAGGCCUCUGGCCAUAUUCCUGUUUGGCAGUGCGAUCCUAUGCAUGGUAAUGGGCAGAGCACGCCUUCUGGUGUGAAGACGCGCCACUUCACGGAUAUCUUGUCUGAGUUAAAGCAGGCAUUGGAGAUUCACCGCGCUGCAGGCUCGUUCCUCGGUGGUAUGCAUCUUGAGCUGACUGGUGAGGCUGUCACUGAGUGUGUGGGUGGUGCGGCUGGGUUGACUGAAGAGGGGCUUGGAGAGCGAUACACAACAUUCUGCGACCCCCGCCUGAAUGAAAAGCAGGCCUUGGAGCUGGCUUUCUUGGUCGCUGGAUUCUACCGUGAAGAACACGAGGACUAA